AUGAAGUCUGUUUGGAAUGGGAAAAUAGAUUUUUGUGUAAAUGAUCAAAAAUUGUUUUUCACCCACUUCAUAAUGCCAUUAAGUCGCGAUAUCAAACGUAUUUUUAUCAAUCACAUCAGCGAAUGCAUAAUCAACAACAAGUCUACAAUCAGGAUAUUUAAUCUGUUGAAUGAAGACAUUAAGUUGAAAACAUUCACCAUUCACAAGUAUCCACUUUUACACGCAAAACAAUUUGCUAGUUGGAAGACGAUGAGUGUUUAUGCUUUCAAGCUAUUGUGUAAUUCUGUUGGAAUAAGUGGAUAUAGAUUGAGGCUAUGGAGGGUAAACGUCAGUUGA
Molecule: messenger RNA, 336 nt
Organism: Clunio marinus
Lineage: Eukaryota; Metazoa; Arthropoda; Insecta; Diptera; Chironomidae
Source: the annotation of a GenBank genome assembly